Messenger RNA from Nanorana parkeri, 3257 nucleotides. RefSeq names its product DEAH-box helicase 16 (gene DHX16). The record is from RefSeq and is a predicted model, not a curated record. Gene Ontology annotation, molecular function: ATP binding; RNA binding. Gene Ontology annotation, cellular component: catalytic step 2 spliceosome; intracellular anatomical structure. The transcript is spliced from 20 exons. NCBI's taxonomy places the organism in Eukaryota, Metazoa, Chordata, Amphibia, Anura, Dicroglossidae. The coding region runs from base 84 to 3191 and encodes 1035 amino acids.
CCUGCCUCCUCUUCCUGCAGCUCCGCUCCUCCAGUUGGGCUUCCAAGACUCACUCCAAACCGCCGUCGACUGAGAACCCAAAAAUGGAUGGGGUGGAGGGCUGGGUGAGGGAUCAGCUCCAUGAGGUUCUGGGUAUGAGUGACCGUCAUGUGGCCCAGUUCCUCGUUGGCACUGCCCGGCGUAGUUCAAGCUCUGCAGAUUUGCUAAGCCGUCUAAUGGACACCGGAGCGAUCGAUGUCACGGAUAAAGUGCGGCGCUUUGCGGAGGAACUCUGGUUGAAGCUUCCCCAAAAAGUGUCAGUUGAACGCCCAGCUCGGGCAGCAGAGCGAGAGGCCCUGGCCAUUCAACAGAAAAACAAAUCCUACGCUCUUCUGGAAGAUAGUGAUGAGGAAGAGGCAAAGGAGGAGAGCAAAGGUGACAAGAAAAGGAGGAAGAAACAUCUGAGGAAGAGGAGGAAAGAAGAGUCGUCUGAGAGUGAGAGUGACCAUGCACAGAAAGAAAAAGCUCCAUCACCUCAGCUAAUCUCUGAUGAUGAAGAAGACCAAGAAGAGAUGGAACGGAUAAAGGAUCUGGAGGAAAGAGAUGCUUUUGCAGAAAGAGUGAAGCAGAGAGAUAAAGAUAAAACCAGGAAUAUUGUGGAGAGGUCAGAUAAAAAGGCAUACGAGGAAGCGCAGAAGAGACUAAAGGUGGCGGAAGAAGAUCGUAAAAAAAUGGUGCCGGAGCUACGGAAGAAGUCUCGGAGGGACUAUUUGGUGAAGAGAGAAAAGGACAAGCUGGAGGACCUGGAGGCGGAGAUAGCGGAUGAUGAAUAUUUGUUUGCCGAUUCUGAGCUGACCAGGGUGGAGAAACGGGAAUUGGAGUAUAAGCGCAGUGUGAGGGAUAUGGCGAAGGAGUACAAGAAAGCCGGAGAGAAGGAACGCAUGGAAAAACAUGACCGUUACUUCAUGCCUGAGGAGACGAGGAGUAAGAAAAUCCCAGACCGCUAUGAGGAGCCAGUGACAGAAGAGCGUUUUGCACCUCGAGAAGAGCAGAGACGCUGGGAGGAGGAGCACAUUGGAGCAGCGUCUCUGACUUUUGGUGCAAAGGAUGCCCGUGCACGUGGACAACAGCAGUAUGACUAUGUGAUGGAGGAAGAUGAGGUGAUCCAGUUUGUCAGUGCCACACAGAUGAAAGGAACUGUGGAGAAGGAAGACGAAGAGGCAAAAGCACUUUCAGAGUUGGAAAAAAAGAAAUUGUCCAUGCAAGAGGUGCGCCGCAGCCUUCCUGUCUUCCCAUAUAGAGAAGAUCUACUGAAAGCCAUCGCUGAGCAUCAAAUCCUCAUUAUUGAAGGCGAGACUGGAUCUGGCAAGACAACUCAGAUCCCACAGUAUCUACAUGAAGAAGGUUACACUCGUAAUGGGAUGAAGGUUGGAUGCACGCAGCCUCGAAGAGUAGCAGCAAUGAGUGUAGCAGCUCGAGUGUCACAGGAGAUGUCUGUCAAACUGGGCAAUGAGGUGGGAUACAGCAUUAGAUUUGAGGACUGCACGUCUGAGCGCACUGUAUUGAAGUAUAUGACUGACGGGAUGUUGCUGCGUGAAUUCCUCACAGAACCAGACUUGGCAGGUUACAGUGUAAUCAUUAUAGAUGAGGCCCACGAGCGGACCUUACACACAGACGUGCUGUUUGGCCUCAUUAAGGAUAUUGCCCGUUUCCGACCGGACCUCAAGGUCCUAGUCUCCAGCGCCACUCUGAACACUGAGCGUUUUUCUUCUUUCUUUGACGAUGCACCCGUUUUCCGAAUUCCUGGCCGUCGGUACCCUGUAGACAUCUACUACACCAAGGCCCCCGAGGCUGAUUACUUAGAGGCAUGCGUGGUGUCCGUCCUUCAGAUUCAUGUCACGCAGCCAACUGGAGAUAUAUUGGUGUUCUUGACAGGCCAGGAAGAGAUUGAGGCGUGUGUUGAGAUGUUACAGGAACGGUGCCGUCGGCUUGGUAACAAGAUAGCAGAGAUGCUGAUUCUACCGAUAUACGCCAACUUACCAUCUGACAUGCAGGCUAAGAUCUUUGAACCCACCCCUCCCGGAGCCAGAAAGGUUGUUGUAGCCACCAACAUUGCAGAGACCUCACUGACCAUAGAAGGGAUCAUUUAUGUCAUCGAUCCAGGAUUUUGCAAGCAAAAAAGUUACAAUGCUCGUUCAGGAAUGGAGUCCCUGAUUGUUACUCCCUGCUCUAAGGCCUCUGCCAAUCAGAGAGCAGGUAGAGCUGGCCGUGUGGCUGCAGGGAAAUGUUUCCGGCUCUAUACAGCCUGGGCAUAUAAGAAUGAGAUGGAAGAGACAUCAGUGCCGGAAAUCCAGAGGACUAACCUGGGGAACGUGGUGUUGUUGCUGAAGAGCUUAGGUAUCAAUGAUCUCAUCCACUUUGACUUCAUGGAUCCUCCUCCUCAUGAGACGUUGGUUCUGGCUUUGGAGCAGCUGUAUGCCUUGGGAGCCCUUAACCAUAUGGGCGAGCUCACUAAGCUGGGAAGGAGAAUGGCUGAGCUCCCAGUGGACCCCAUGUUAUCCAAGAUGAUUCUGGCUUCUGAGAAGUACGGCUGCUCGGAGCAAAUUCUCACCAUUGCCGCCAUGUUGUCUGUGAAUAACUCGAUUUUCUAUAGACCGAAAGACAAAGUAGUCCAUGCAGAUACAGCACGUGCCAACUUCACUGUUCCUGGGGGAGACCACAUGGUGCUGCUCAAUGUGUAUACCCAGUGGGUGGAGACUGGCUACUCGCUGCAGUGGUGCUAUGAGAACUUCAUCCAGGCUCGCUCCCUUCGCCGCGCCCGGGAUGUCCGAGAACAGCUGGAGGGACUCAUGGCAAGGAUAGAAAUUGAGCUGACAUCGUGUGAAGGGGACAGUUUACCUCUCCGUAAGGCUAUCACAGCUGGCUAUUUCUACCACACGGCUCGGCUCUCCCGCAGCGGCUACAAGACAGUGAAGCAGCAGCAAGCCGUAUUCGUACAUCCAAACAGCAGUCUGCACGAAGAACAGCCACGCUGGGUUAUAUAUCAUGAACUUGUCUUUACCACCAAGGAGUACAUGAGACAGAUCAUAGAGAUUGAAAGUCCAUGGCUUCUAGAAGUGGCUCCACAUUACUACAAGUCCAAAGAGCUGGAGGAUGCAGCCAGCAAGAAGAUGCCAAAACAGAUCGGGAAAAGCAAAGAUGAGCUGGGCUGAGGAGACGUCGGCUGUCAUCGAAUGUACUCAGGUUUGUGCUGCUAUGUGGCCUGAACCCAUCACUAU